AGUUACUACUACCUCUAUAAUUGGCAUGAAUGCCCUAUAACUUUUGAAACUCAACCAAUUUCAAUGAUCAAAACACAAAAAUCAGGACAUUUCCAAUAGCUCACAAAUGUCCUUCUUGAGCAAAGGUAUUUAAAUCAUAGACUAAGGAUUGAUGGUCUUAACUUAUUUAUUUUAUUGUCAAUCAAUUUAAUUUAACAAAAAUGCAAGAAAUGGGAAAUCUACACUUUCCAAAUCACCGAUAUAACUUAAAAAUUAAUUAUGUUCUUCUACGAUCAGUUUUUUAACCCUAUGUGUCUGCUUCCGAAGACAUAGAAAUUGAUUGAAAAAAAAUGCUUUACUAAGGAUGCUCGAUCGCUAUUGGUUCAAGUUCUUAUUCUUAUGCUUACUUAAUAACUGUAUAAAACAAUGAAACACAUUAUCAAGUAAUUCGCUUGGAUCUUCAGUUAACUUCUUUUACCGAUAUUCACUUAACAACUCCCGUCGCUAUUUUACAAUUAUCAACCAUAAAAGUUUCGCCGUUCAAUCCCUCUCCGGGGUAUCGCUCACCCAACUCAACACAUCCAACACCCAACGGCAGCCAACCGACCACAAUACCGGGUGUAGCUUUUCACUCUUUGUAUCCACUUCUCUUCCUCAACCUUCCUCAUCAACCCACCAUCCAACACAAUCAAGCACCCCAGAACUGCUUCCAUAAGCAGAAAACAACUCCCCUCGCACCAAGCUCUCUCAGCUCACCCACCAAAUCAUCCUUCAUAUGCAAGACCACGUAAACUCAGUGGGUGCGACCAAUUUCUCGUUCGCCAUCUCUCUUGCUCUUGGGCCAGUGCGCCAAAGCGGGACAGCCACAGUCAGCAGAGCACGCCGUUUCCACCCAUAUCUCUCGUUCUGGACUGGCUGGUUGCCGUUGUUGCUGCUUCUGCUUCUGCUUCUACUGCUGCUGGUUGGUAGUUGUGGGCUCUCCAAGCUCAACGGGUGCUUGAUUUUGCUCAACGCUUUCGUGCUUCUCGUUUCCUGCCUGCUUUCAGUCUGAUAUUGCUAUCCACGCGGACAGUUGUUACGCGCGCGCCCCGUUUUUUGAAUACCGCUACGAAGUGUGUGCCGCCGCUGCUCGAUUGAUCGCUGGUUGAAUGUCUAUCUCGUCGAAGUAGGCGCGCUGAAUUUUAAUCGUUUGGUUUUUGGUGGAGUUGUUCAAGAUGCUCUUAGUGGUGAACUGUGAUUGCUUUCGUGGCGAUGGUUACCGUGGUAACAGUUUCCGGUUUACAGUGAUUGCCGCGUGAAUACUGUGAGACUUCGGGGGGUGAAGUGAUCCUCGAAUAUCUGUUGAAGAUUUGUGUAAACUGCUGUGGAAGAAAUUCUGGAUGAUAGCGCAAUCAAGUGCAAAGAAUACAAACCAAUACGUAGAACAAGUGACAGAUCAAGCAGAAAUAUGCAAGUGAUAAAAAACGCCCAAUACAGUAAGUUGUGCGAGGUGCGAUCGACCUCGAGUUAAUUAAGCUCGAUCAACAAGUGGAUCUUGCCGUAAAGGGGAGGAAAAGAACCCUUCAGAAGUGUCACAUCCCUUUGUCCAUCGAUCAACUUUUAUAAUUAAUUAAUUAGCUCCCGCAACGGUGUGACUCCGGAUCAAGUGAUCGAGUGAAUGUGUCGUUCAAUAGCUGGGAAGCUUCAGAAGUCCAUGCUACCGAAGUGCUCUCGCGUGCAAGUGUUUGAAUGCCAAUUAAACUCACAUUAGCCCGCCGGGUGACAAGUGACAAGUGGUUGAAGCGGGUUCAGCAGAGUGCCUCCAAGACAAGUUGAGCGUGACCUUGGAACACAAUAUUGUAGACUGCAGAGCCGGAAGACGUUCAAGAGCUGCUACCGAAACCGAAAACUUAUCUGAGCUGCGCAGAAUACAGAAGAGAGGUAAAAGAAGAAGAAGCAGACCAAGUUCGCCAAGUCCGGGUCCAUAUGAUGUUGAUUGGAUCGGCGAUCGGGAGUGAGUUCGCACAGCUGCCGACCAGUGGAGCCGCCCCGUGGAGUAUGGAACCACCGCCGAGGGUACCCGGGUCCGGUUUGCCCGGUCAGCAGCCACCCGGUCCUCCUCCGCCACCGCCGGCGGGACUGCAGCUAUCGCCUACCGUUGGUCUCUCGCCGAACCUGCCCUCGCCCGGAACCGUACCACCCUCGUCGACGAACCUAUUUGGGGCUGCAGCGGCAGCGGCCGCCGCCGCCGGUCAUCCCGGCGCCAACGCGCAAACCCUCGCCGGCCUAAUGUCCCAACAUCGGCUCCUGGAACUGUCCCGAUUCGGGCUGCGGGGCUACGAUCUGGCGCAGCAUAUGCUCACCCAGCAGGGUGCCGUGUCCAAACUGCUCGGUACCCUGCGACCACCCGGUCUGAUUGGUGGGUCCAAGCCGAAAGUGGCGACACCGGCCGUCGUCUCCAAAAUCGAACAGUACAAACGGGAGAACCCGACCAUCUUCGCCUGGGAAAUCCGGGAACGUCUCAUCUCCGAAGGCGUCUGCACCAACGCAACCGCCCCGUCGGUCUCCUCUAUCAACCGAAUCCUGCGCAACCGGGCUGCGGAACGAGCAGCCGCCGAAUUCGCCCGAGCCGCCGGCUACGGUCUCUAUCCCCCACCCCCCUACGGAGGCUUCCCCUGGCCCACACCGGCCCAUCUUUGGCCUCCCGGACAAUCCCUCCCGGGGAUGACCCCGCCGGGAAGCAGCUCGAACUCCACUCCUGCCACCAUCGGAUCCCCCGGAAGCGGCUCCCACGAUACCCUCGGCAGUCCGGACGGCAAUCGACUGAUCGGUGAGUAUGAUAUCGAGGGCGAGGACUCCAACAGCCUGGACGGCGACCAACCAAAGUUUAGACGCAAUAGGACCACCUUCACCCCGGAGCAGCUCGAGGAGCUCGAGAAGGAGUUCGACAAAUCCCACUACCCCUGCGUGAGCACCCGGGAGCGCCUGGCGUCCCGAACAUCGCUCAGCGAAGCCCGCGUACAGGUUUGGUUUUCCAACAGACGGGCGAAAUGGCGACGUCAUCAAAGAAUGAAUCUUUUAAAAAGGUCCAGUUCGCCGAGUUCCCGAGCGGCAGCAGCAGCGGCAAGUUCCGCUUUCACCCCUGGUUCCCCGCCACCGCGUCCGGGAUCGGGCUCGGCCUCGGGCACCGGAGUCCACCCGUCGCCCCUGGGAGCGGCAGCCCAUCACCAAAACCAGUCAACCUCACCGGUGGCCUCGCACCUGGCGGCGUCCCAGGCCCAUGCCCAAGCAGCGGCAGCAGCAGUGGCAGCAGCACAGGCGGCAUCAUUAGUCACAGCAUCAACUCCAUUAUUAAUGGGCGGUGAGCAUAGUGCCUUCCGUUCGUUGGUCCCGACCUCGGCGGCAGCCCUCUUUGCCGGACUGUCCCGUUCGUACGCCGCCACCGCGGCCAGCUGUUCGUCCAAUCCGUCGGCCAGCCCCGUCCCCAGCGAUUCCGACGAGGAGAUCAACGUCCACGACGAUGAGUCCGACAUCGAAGUCUCGAGCCGGAAUGGCGCCGGCGAAGGAUCCACCACCCCGCUGCAGCUGACCAAACACGAACGACACUAGAGGGACGAACUCCUCCUGGAUAGAGGUAAACUCGGUACUACUCAACUCUUCAUUAACUGUAGUCACUUUAAGUAGAAUCCCAAUCUAGAAAUUUUGUAAAUAUCUCCCGCUCCAAAGCAAGCAAACAAGCCCGUCCUAUAGCGUAUAACCUCUAACAUGGUGCAAUUUCCGUCGUCUUUUCCAUUGGCUCCCAUUUUUCGUUGCGCUACGCAAUGUCCCGUUUCAACAUGGCCGGCACUCGUCGGCCGAAAGCGAGGGAAACCUUAGAAAUUGAAUACUCUGAGUUACGACGGCGACUACGGCGUCGAUGACGAGCGAGCACGAUUACCCCUCUUUUAUAGUCGAUGAUGGACGCACAGCACACGCAUAUAUGGGUUGGGUGCGAACGAAAUUGUAAAUGUACUGUGGGCAGGGAGAGCAGCCAUGAAUCAACACUAAUAUGGCACUGCCGCAACGGCUUCUGCGGCAUGGUGUGAGGAGGGUAGCUGUCGAUGACAACGGCGGCGAAGACGAUAACGACAACGGUCAGUCGCAAAUGAAGUGGGCUGUCAUUGGUUUUCGUAGAACGUGUGGAUGGUGUUUUCUAAACGUUGUAAACGUUGAAUGGCAGCGGUAAAAAUGGACGCUCGGAAUAGAAUGGGAUGAUUUGCCGAUUUCAUUUGAAGUUCAGGAAACUUGAUGAUGUGCUCAGCACAGAAAAUUGAAAUAAAUCCAAAAAACAUUUCAGGUUUCUCAGUAGCGUUCACACUAUUUGAGAGUCCCAAUUAUACUCUGUGUGAUGAGUUCCUUGACAGAAACUAGUUAUCAAACAUUCUAGAAAAUUCUUAUGUGUUUCCAUCAAUUGCUUUAAAUUAUAUAUUUCAAUCAACUUUUUUUUUCGGAAAUUUACAUUAAUGAGAAUUAAUAGCAGUCUAUGGAACCAAAAUAACAUGAUUACUUCAUAAAGUCACAAAAUAUAGUAGGUACUUGAUAUAGCGAAUAAAUCUUCCUGAUUUAGUUUCAUGGAUUGCAAUCAAGCCUUACUAAAAUCACCAAUUACUUUUGAGCAAAACUUUGGAUAAGAAUCUAAAGUAAAUCCAUUUAAAAUUCCUUACAGGUAGUUUAAGGAUAGCUGCAGGAAAUUUUUUUAAAUGUUCAUCCAGGGAUUGCUUUAAGAAUUAUUAAGUUUAAAAAAACCUGUGAAUUAAUUCCUGUAA
Molecule: messenger RNA, 4763 nt
Organism: Aedes aegypti (yellow fever mosquito)
Lineage: Eukaryota; Metazoa; Arthropoda; Insecta; Diptera; Culicidae
Product: paired box protein Pax-6-like
Exons: 6
Coding region: 1945-3567 (540 amino acids)
Biological process (GO): anatomical structure development; regulation of transcription by RNA polymerase II
Molecular function (GO): DNA-binding transcription factor activity, RNA polymerase II-specific; RNA polymerase II cis-regulatory region sequence-specific DNA binding
Source: RefSeq, a predicted model, not a curated record